This is a messenger RNA of Entrophospora sp. SA101, 4824 nucleotides long. The record is from the annotation of a GenBank genome assembly. NCBI's taxonomy places the organism in Eukaryota, Fungi, Glomeromycota, Glomeromycetes, Entrophosporales, Entrophosporaceae.
AUGUCUAUUAUUUACAGUUUAAUAGCUCGUGGACCUAUCAUUUUGACAGAAUUUACAAACUCAAAAGGAAACUUUACUCAAGUUACUCAAGUAAUCCUUGAGAAGAUUCCUCCAAAUGAUUCCAAACUUACAUAUGUUUAUGAUAGAUAUCUUUUUCAUUACAUUUCUGAAGAAGGCAUUACUUAUUUAUGUAUGGCAGAUGACUCUUUUGGACGAAGAGUUCCGUUUGCUUUUCUACAAGAUAUUAAGGCCAAAUUUUUGAACAAUUACACAAAAGACAGAAUUCUUUCAUCUCCUCCAUAUGGGUUAAAUGAAUUUUCCACGAUCCUUUCUAAACAAAUGGAAUAUUUUUCUAACAAUCCUGCUGCUGAUAAGAUUAAACAAGCUCUUGGAAGUAUAGAACAAAAUAAAGAAGUUCUAGUUCACAAUAUUGAACGGGUGUUACAACGCGGUGAAAGAAUUGAAUUAUUGGUAGAUAAAACUGAUAAUCUUAAUCAACAAGCCUUUGCCUUUAAAAAACGUAGCACUGCUCUAAAGUUAAUGGGUAAUAAUAUAUCAAGUACAACAACUUCUAUAGCAACAGCUGGCAUAGACAGUUAUGUUAGCGAACUUGGUGACAUUCAAUAUGAAAAAAGUUUGGGCAGUGCUCGUUUUAUGAAAACUAUUUGUGGUCGCCACAAAGAAGGUCCCGUUGUAGUCAAGAUAUUUAUUAAACCUGAACCUAGCCUAUCUUUGUCAAACGUUGUUAAAACACUUAAAGAGGAGAGAGAAGCAUUAUCUGAGAUUCCAAAUGCAUUCCCUUAUCAAAGAAUAAUUGAGACAGAAAAGGCUGGAUAUCUUAUCAGACAACAUUUUUUUAACAGUCUCUAUGAUCGUAUUAGUACUCGGCCGUUUUUGAAUUUAAUUGAAAAGAAAUGGAUAACAUAUCAAAUAUUAUGUGGCAUACAUGAUGCCCAUACAAAAGGAAUUUAUCAUGGUGAUAUAAAAACAGAAAAUAUCUUGGUCACAUCAUGGAAUUGGGUUUAUUUGGUUGAUUUUGCAGGGUAUAAACCCACAUAUCUUCCUGAGGACAAUCCAGCUGAUUUUUCCUUUUUUUUUGAUACUUCUUCAAGAAGAACUUGUUAUUUGGCUCCAGAAAGAUUUUAUAAACCCGGCAGUGAAAUAGAUCGUAAAAAGAGUGAUCUUGAAUUUGGGGAAAAAGACGAUGCACUUACUCCUGCUAUGGAUAUUUUUUCUUUAGGAUCUGGUGAAUAUGAUCCAGGAAUAUACAUAGAAAAAAUCGAGGAUCCAGAUAUAAAAGCAAUUAUAAAACAUAUGAUUAAUGUUGAUCCUUCACAAAGAUAUUCUGCCGAGCAAUACCUUCAAGAAUGGCGUGGCAAAGCAUUUCCACAGUAUUUUUACACUUUUCUUCAUCAAUAUAUUGGUUCUUCACAAACUACCAAUGGUUCACAAAAUAAUUAUGUUUUUAAUACAGAUGCAGAUGAUAAGAUUGAGAGAAUUUAUAACGAAUUUGAUAAAAUUGCAUUUUUCUUGGGAUUUUAUGGUGAUAAUUCUGAGAUUAUCCUAAAUCAUGGUCAUGGGGACAAGAUUGGUGAAAGCUCUCGUUUAAUUGACGCCACAUCAAAUGCCACGUCAGCUUUACCUAUGGAUUUACAUAUACCAAAUUAUAAACCUAAUUCAGUAUCUAAUAAACAAAAAAAUAGCAAUACUGAUGGCGGUGCACUUAUUUUCAUUUCACUGAUAUGUGCAAUGAUUCGAAAUACGGCAUAUCCUUCAACAAAACUUCAUGCAAUGGAUAUGUUGUUAGCAUUCGGCCAACAUUUAGAAGACGAGUUUAAGUUGGAUCGUCUGGUUCCUUAUCUAAUUUCUCUUUUAGGCGAUAAAGUUGCUCUUGUUAGAGCUAAUGCUGUCAAAACAUUAUCAAAAUUGCUUUCCAUGGUUGAGAAUAUUACUCCUUCGAAUGCUACUAUUUUCCCAGAAUAUAUUAUGCUCAAUUUACGAAAAUUUCCAACUGAUAAAGAAGUACUUGUUAGAAUGACUUAUGCUCAAUAUAUAGCUUCAUUGGCAGAAACUGCUUUAAAGUUUCUUGAAUUAUCUCAGCUUCUAAAAACCGAAGAAACUUCAAAUUCGCUUGAUAAUGACGCAGAUUUUGAAAAUUCAUAUGAGAAGACAUCAUAUGACGCCUCUUUACAUGAACUUCAAUCAAUUAUUCAAGAACAAGUCACAACACUUCUUAUCGAUAAUGAAAGUGCUGUUAAACGUGCCUUACUUUCAAAUAUUACGAGUCUAUGUAUUUUCUUUGGUCGACAAAAAGCUAACGAUGUAUUAUUGAGUCAUAUGAUCACAUAUUUAAAUGAUAGAGAUUGGAUGUUACGAAGUGCAUUUUUUGAGAGUAUUGUAGGUGUUGGAACCUUUAUAGGAGGGUGUGGUUUAGAAGAAUACAUUCUGCCAUUAAUGAUUCAAUCAUUGUCUGACACUGAAGAAUUUGUUGUAGAAAAAGUUCUUAAUUCACUCACAAGUCUUGCUGAAUUAAGAUUAUUUCAAAAAAUGAAAUUAUGGGAUUUGGUAGCAAUUGUUGCACCUUUAUUAUGUCAUCCUGGGAUUUGGAUUAGAUAUGGUGCUAUUGGUUUUAUUGCGUCUGUGGCUAAACUUUUACCACAAACUGAUAUUUGGUGCAUAAUAUAUCCAAUAAUAAGACAAUUUUUACAGGCUGAUAUUGUUGAAAUAACAGAAAUGCAUUUAUUGGAAAAUGUUAAAAAACCAUUAUCUCGUGCUGUUUUUGAUUCAGCUGUGUCUUGGGUAGGCAAGGCAAACAAAUCAUCUUUUUGGAGAACAGCUAAAGAGCAUAAAUCCAAUAAAACUGUGACAGCUACUUUAUCUAGUAAUGCAAGUAUUACAAGCUUAUUGUCCAGAAGAACUUCUACAUUAACGGUGAACGCUGAAAAAGUUACUAAAUCUGAAGAAGAUGAGAUAUAUUUUGAAAAAUUAAGGAAUAUUGGUAUGACUCAUGAAGACGAAGAAAAAUUAGCAUAUAUGAGAGAUUAUAUUUAUAAAUUUUCUAUACUAAAAUCAAAUGCCAGACCAAGGUUAGAUGAAAAUAUACAUUUGGAGGAUGGAUCAAUUGCAUCAAAAGAUUUGGGAAUAAACCCGCAGAAUAACAUUAUUGGUACGCCAAAUAUUUAUCCUAAUUCAAGUGGAAAAAGCAGCAAAGUAUCCUUACUACUGGAAUCAACGAGUACUCCUAGAACAUCCACCACAAAUUUAUUACCAUCUGAUCUUACUAAUUCUGAAUUAUCAACAACAACAACGACAAAUAAACGAAAAAAUCUUGAACAAUUUGUUUCUAAUACAUACGAGGGCAAUGAUCGUAAUGUUAAAAAUUUAUUAGAUUCAUUGUAUAUUAAAUAUUUUUCUGAACCUAUGCCAGAAUUUGGUCCUAGUGUCACAAAAGCAAUAGUUGGAAAAGGCUCUAAAGGUACAGGUCAAAUUAAAACCAUAGCAAGUACAUUGGUUGCUCAUAUCACUGAACAUAAAGCUUCUAUCAAUCAAAUACGGGUUUCACCUGAUCAUAAUUUUGUUGCGACUUGUUCAGAUGACGGAACUGUAAGAAUAUGGGAUUGUGGUAGAUUUAUAACCUUUAACUGUCGUUCAAGAAUCACGCAUAUACAAAAAGGGAAAGUCAAAUGUAUGACUUUUAUUGAUCGUACACACAGUAUUGCAUCAGCAUCAGAUAAUGGUAGUAUUCAUAUAUUUCGUGUAGAAUGUUUUACUGGCAGCACUCCCUUGAAAUAUGGUAAAGCACAAAUAAUAAGAAAAACCCAGUUGAACGGAGAAGUAGGAGAAUAUGCUGUAGCAAUGGAACAUUAUGAGUCCGGUACCGAUUCUAUACUGUUAUAUGCGACUUCUAAAGGUAAUAUUUGUGGUUUAGAUUUGAGAACAAUGGAAGUUGUUUGGACUUUUACAAAUCCUAGAAGUUAUGGAGUGAUCACGGCAAUGGUUUUAGAUAAAAAAUUCAGAUGGCUUCUUACUGGUACUUCACGCGGUAUUCUAACACUUUGGGAUCUUAGAUUUAGAAUCCAACUGCGUUCAUGGACACAUCCUAGUAAAAGUAGAAUAAGCAGAUUAUUAAUACAUCCACAAGCAAUGACUGGUAGAGCGUGGGUAGUUGUCUCAGCAGGUAAAAAUGAAAUAUCAAUUUGGGAUAUAGAGAAAAUCGCAUGUAAGGAAGCAUUUGGUGUAAUCACAGAUGAAAAAAUGGGCGGAGUGACUUUAGAUAUGUUUAAGGCUCUUGAUCCACCUGAGUCAAGCGAUAUAUUGAGAAAUGCGUUUACAGCCAAUGAAAAAAGUAUUUCUGUAGAUCAUUCCGUUAGAGCAGUUCUUUAUCCACAAGAAUGCAAUUUCAUUAUAACUGCAGGAUCGGAUCGUAAAAUAAGAUUUUGGGAUAAUGCUAAUAUUAAGGAUUCAUAUAUUAUUGCCGGUUCUGAUAUUUCCGAAAGUAAACCAGUUGCAAAACAAUUUGACGGAAUUAAAUUUUAUUAUGAAACACAAAAUUUAUUUCGUAAUUCUAAUUCAACAAGUUCACAUUCAUCAUCAUCACAUUCUCAUAGUAGCAGUUUCUCAAGUGGUCGCAGUAAUAAUAGUAAUCAUAACAAAAAUUCUAAUGCACAUAAAUAUAAUUAUAAUCCAAGCCAAUUAUCGGCAAUUCAACAACAACAAAUACUUAAAAAUCAUUUAGACUGUAUAACAGAUUUAGCAAUUACAGAAUUUCCACAUCCAAUGUUAAUAAGUGGUGAUAGAGAUGGGAUUUUAAAAGUAUUUUUGUAA